Messenger RNA from Solea solea (common sole), 2082 nucleotides. RefSeq names its product solute carrier family 31 member 1 (gene slc31a1). The record is from RefSeq and is a predicted model, not a curated record. Gene Ontology annotation, cellular component: membrane. Gene Ontology annotation, molecular function: copper ion transmembrane transporter activity. The coding region runs from base 200 to 826 and encodes 208 amino acids. The transcript is spliced from 6 exons. NCBI's taxonomy places the organism in Eukaryota, Metazoa, Chordata, Actinopteri, Pleuronectiformes, Soleidae. Gene Ontology annotation, biological process: copper ion transmembrane transport.
CAGAGCGCUCUGAUUGGCUCUUUGGGUCUUCUGUAGCCUCAGGGCUCAGGCGGCCAAUCGGAUUACAGCAGGGCGUCUGCUCUGUGACGUCAGGCUGUUACAGCGGUUACUUCUUCGCUGCGUUGCUAACAGUUCAGUCUGAAUCCCUGAGUGGACGAGUCGGCAUCAGCGUAACUAAGCUGCCACAGCAUCAUAAGAGAUGGACCACAACCACGACCACCACAUGGACCCUACCAUGGCCACACCCACCACCGGUCAUGACCACGGAGGAGGAGAUCACGGAGGACACGGUGGCGGCGACAGUGGUGGACACAUGAUGAUGAUGAGCUUCUACUUUGGCUACAAAAACGUGGAGCUGCUGUUCAGCGGACUGCUCAUCAACACUCCUGGAGAAAUGGCCGGGGCGUGUAUUGGUGUCUUCUUGCUGGCCAUCCUGUAUGAGGGGUUAAAGAUUGGCCGCGAGGUUCUGCUGCGUCGCAGUCAAGUCAACGUGCGCUACAACUCGAUGCCGCUCCCCGGGUCUGAUGGGACAGUGCUGAUGGAGACGCACAAAACUGUCGGAGUGGAUGGGGCGGAGCCUAUUUUGAAAGUCAGAGUAAAGUCCAACCUCUCAAGAAGCAACAGGCAGCGGCUGCUCAGCCCCAGCCACUUCCUGCAGACCCUGCUGCACAUCAUCCAGGUGGUCGUGAGCUACUUCCUGAUGCUCGUCUUCAUGACCUACAACGGUUACCUCUGCAUCGCCGUGGCAGCCGGAGCCGGCAUGGGCUACUUCCUGUUCAGCUGGAGGAGAGCGGUGGUCGUCGACAUCACCGAACACUGUCAUUAGCAAACAUGAGAGAGCGAGAGUGGGGGGAGCAUUGACGGGUUUCAUUUCUGCUGAUCACAAUCGAUAACAAACAACUGCGUGUGACACACUCACUACUGCCCUCCAGAGGCGGCGGUGGUGGUGUUUCAGGUAGCACUUGAAAAUAACAAGAAACUAAUUAUUCAGUAUCCAUGGUAACACUGACUUAUUAACAUUAGAUUAGUGUGCACAUUAACCAACACACCAUUAACCAACACAUUUGGCCAGUAAACAUCCUUCUUUUGCUACACACAAAAUCACACAUUGUUAUGGUUUUGCCUGAUGUUUUUUUGUUAUUUUCUUCACACUUUCUAGUGGUUGAGCCAGCCAAUCAGAGCUUGAACUGGCCAAUCCUCCUCCUGUCCUUAAUUCCUCCUUUUUUGUGCCAUGACAACUAGAAGGUUAGCCGUAGCUGCUGCUAGUCAAAGUAGACAAAUCUUACAUACACUAAUCUGUUCGUUAGCGUUGUUAGCAGCUCGCCAAAUGAGCCAUCAAUCACAACAUGGUAUUUAAGCAGAGUUUAAUUUAUGAAUGACACACACGUUAUAUACCUUUAUACAUCAAUUUUAGAUUCUUUUGAUUUAACUGCAAUUGUUAAAAUCGUUUUUUUGGUUUGUUUGUUUGUUUUAAUUGGAAAAAUCACGAAUCAUGUGGUGCUUCUGUGAAUUCAUCCACAGACCUGAAACUAUAAAAUUACUUGUUUACACGACACAUUUUUUUUUUUUUAAAUAUUCUUUUAAAAAAAUCAUCAGUUCACGUUGUUUCUGAGAACUGUCCUCUCUGAGUUCAGGUUUUGUUUUUUGCUUUUUUAAAGUAUAAAGAGAUUGAAAAAAGAUUAAUGAAAGUCACAGAGUCUAGUCUUCUGUGUUUUCUCCCCCCUGGGCCUUAAACGCCAUACCGUCUUGCCUUAAAGUGGCAAUGAUUGGAAAUGCCACGGUGUACACUGGUGACCUUUACUGACUGACGCCAAACUGUCAUCCUCGUAUGUCUUGUCCACGUUUGUCAUAGUUGUGAUUCACACCGGAGGUAGCCGGAGUUUACUUAAUGGACCAACAGUACAGUACAUCGUGUCCCACUCACCUUUGUCUAGGUGCUGUCAGUGUUUGUGGUGCGUUCAGAGCGAGUCUAUAAAUCUUGAGUUGUAUGAUUCAAACACGAUGAAGGAAACUUUUAUCUGGAAGUUGUUUAAUUGUGUCAUAAAUGCUGUAAUAAAAAAAAAGAAUAAAGUUUAAGAGGAA